Rotaria sordida is the source of this 1120-nucleotide messenger RNA. The record is from the annotation of a GenBank genome assembly. Lineage: Eukaryota; Metazoa; Rotifera; Eurotatoria; Philodinida; Philodinidae.
AUGGGAGAGUCACAAAAUUCGGCUGAUCUCAUUCAUACGACAUCGGAUACACUAUCAUAUUUAUCUUUAUCAACGCAACCUAACAUCAAGUAUAAAUCUACGCCUGAUCCAUUAUCUGUCUACGUGCCAUUGGAUUCUCUAACUGAGGAAACGAUUGAUUCUAUUGUUUCGACUGUUCAACAAUCUAAUAAAAAGGAUUGGAAUCAUAGUAGACGUACAUUGCUCGCUUUUUUGCUUGCAAUCAAGAAUAAAGUGAGCGAUAUUGAAAAACAAGACUCAAAAAAUACAUUCGAUAAACAAAUCGUACAACACGCCAGAAAAGUUGGGGAAUGGCUCGUAGAGAAAGAUCAUUCUGGUAAUAUCAACAAACUUGAUUGGGACGAACUUCGUAAAACGUAUGAACAAAUGGCAAGUGAGAAUGAUGACGGCAUGGCAAGACAUUAUAGUGUUACAAACGUCGAACCUUACUAUGAGUUAACUAUUGAAGGGUUACAUGCUGAUAUAAAUCAAUCUCGAGAAUAUAUGGCGCGUUUUCGUAGUCAUGGUUGGGAACCUAAUGAAUUAAAAAUUUAUUGGAAUGUACAACAACUUGAAAAUCUUUGUCCGAAACAUGAAACACAAGCUGAGCAAGUAGAAGUAAGAGAUGAAGAAAAAACUGAUGUCAACAGUGAAACGAAACAUACUCUAAAAGAUACAACAAAAGUUGAAACAAAACUCGAAAAAAACGAAGAAGUAAACAAUGAAGCAACAGUCGAUGUGAAAAAUGAAAGUAACAAUGAAGUAAGGAGUGAAGUGAAAGGUGAAUCAAAUGAAGAAGCAAAGAAUGAAGCAACAGUCGAAGCAAAAACUGAAAGUAAAAAUGAAGUAAGAGAUCAAGUGAAAGAUGAAUUAAACGAAGAAACGAAUGGUGAAGCAACAGUUGAAACAAAAACUGAAAGUAAUAAUGAAGCAAGGAGUGAAGUAAAUGAUGAAGCAAAAGCUGAAAAUUUCCCACCACAUGAUCCAUCUGAUGCUGAUGUCAUACGAGCUCUACGUCAGUAUCCUGUAUCAAAACGAAAUAAUGCUGGAAAGAUCACCUAUGUCAACAAAGGAAUUGAAAAGGCCGUUUUUGAUGUACCUG